Pocillopora meandrina is the source of this 903-nucleotide messenger RNA. Lineage: Eukaryota; Metazoa; Cnidaria; Anthozoa; Scleractinia; Pocilloporidae. The record is from the annotation of a GenBank genome assembly.
AUGACAAACUUUACUGAACAAAGGCAGCCCACAACAACGCAGGAUUUUUGUGAAGCUGAUGAACUCGAAGAAUUUCAUUACAUAGUUCUUGCGUCAGUCAACAUUUUCCUUUCCGUCGCUGCAACUUUAGGGAAUGUCCUGAUCCUCUUCGCUCUUCACAAGGAGUCUUCGCUGCAUCCGCCGUCCAAGCUCUUGCUUCGUUGCCUUGCAAUUACAGAUCUUUGCGUUGGUUUGAUAUCUCACCCGAUGUUUGCCGCACAGUUGCUAUUCAAGAUGUACGAAGUGCGAAAUUUGUGCUCGCCCUUUAAUAUCUGGGAAAGUCUCCUCAGUGUAAUUUUCGGUGGAGUGUCUUUGUUGACAGUAACAGCUGUGAGUGUGGACAGACUCCUUGCGCUGAAACUGGGCCUGCGAUACAGACACACUGUAACAAUAACACGAGUUGGUUCAAUUUUAACCUGCUUCUGCGUUGUGGCUAUUGCAGUCGCUUUCGCAGAACGUUUUUGGAAUUUCGAAAUUUUCACCAACGUGAAGACUGGAGUAAUAGGGCUGUGUUUAACAACUUCAUUUUUUUGUUACGCGAACAUCUUCAUUCGUCUGCACCGUCACCAAGUGCAAAUGACAGCCAACUCCUGGCAGCCAAACGGGGAAGGAACUCCUUUGAACAUUGUUCGAUACCGUAAGACAGUUUCUGCAGCACUCUGGAUCCAAAUAACAUUAGUUGCAUGUUAUCUCCCGAGAGCUUUCACUUACACUUUUAGAUCGGCAGCUUUUGCUGGGGAGCUGUACACAGGCACACUUGUGCUCUUCAAUUCCAGUCUCAACCCGUUUCUUUACUGUUGGAAGAUCAGAGAAGUGAGACAAGCAGUGAAAGACACUGUCAAACGAUGUUGCUCGUCCAGUUAG